Messenger RNA from Lathyrus sativus (Indian pea), 6543 nucleotides. NCBI's taxonomy places the organism in Eukaryota, Viridiplantae, Streptophyta, Magnoliopsida, Fabales, Fabaceae. The record is from the annotation of a GenBank genome assembly.
AUGGAUUAUGAUGACAGUGAUUUUGAAAGCCAUAAUCUCCAUUUAGCUGGUGAAGGGAGCACUAAAUUUCCUCCGGUAUUAAGACCACCAUAUGCUCUCCCUAAGUUUGAUUUUGACGAAAGCCUUCAAGCAAAUUCAAGAUUUGAUAGUUUGGUUGAAACUGAAGUUUUUCUUGGCAUUGAAAGUAACGAAGAUAACCAGUGGAUUGACGCAUUCUCCCGUGGCGGUAGUAGCAUAGAGUUCAACUCAACUGCUGCUGGAUCUUGCUCUAUAUCAAGGUAUGGCAAUGUGUGGUCUGAGGCCACUUCCUCAGAGUCUGUCGAAAUGCUCUUGAAAUCUGUUGGACAGGGGGAGUAUAUUCCUAGGCAAACUGUUAUUCAGGAAUCAGAUGCUUGUGAUGAACUGGCCUGCUUAGCUAAGCAAAUGGACUCCAAUCCAAAACCUGAUGAUAGAAAUGAAUUUACAGAUAAUGUUACAGAUUUACAACCACCUGGUGAUACUCAUAUAAGUUUUUCUGGAUCGGAGAAGCCUGCAGGAAUUGAACAUUCUCAGACUGGAAUUUCCCAAAGUCACGAAGGUGAAUUAUCAAUUGAGGGAAGUUCAGGUAUUCUGGAAUCAAAUGAUAUGUUCCAAAAUAUUGACUUGCCUAUGUCUGAGCAUAGUCCAACCUUCUUUACCAAUGAUAAAUUUAACAUUACUAAUCAAAGAGAAACUCAGACUGUGGCUGAUGACUCAGAUCAUUGUGAAACUCAUGAUUCAUCAGCACUUCUGGUGGAAACUAAUAUUACUGAUUUAUCUAUUCAAAAUAUGGUGGAUGAGAAGCAAAGUCCUCAACAAACUGAAAGUAAUAAUCAAAAUUCGGAAUCUUCUAUGAUGAAGGAGGAAGCUGUUGUAGACACACUGACUCUGGAUCAAAAUGCAGUUGAUGUUGAUGCACAUCAUCCUGAUAGAUCUAUUUUUGCAAUAACCCCGCAAGAUUCUUUAGAAGGAGGGAGUGUAGUUAAAGAACUUGAUGCCGAGUUAAGUAGUUUAGAGGAUUCCAUGGGAACAAGAACUGUUGCAGUUUCUGACAUGCAGAAAGAAGAAAGGCGCAGUGAAGAUGCCAAAGCAAGUGAAAAUUCAGUCUCUUUUAAAAAUACGGUGAUGGAUGAUCAGUCUAUAUCAGAUACACAUACAUCGCCAAUGGUUUCAGCUAAAGAUGAUCUUGUCUCUGUCGGGCAGGUAGUUGAGGUAAGCAAUUACAGUUAUGAUGUUUAUCCUAUUCUCCAGCAAACUAUAUCAGAUACUCGUACAUCGCCAAUGGUUUCAGUUAAAGAUGAUCCUGUCUCUGUCGGGCAGGUAGUUGAGGUAAGCAAUUCCAGUUAUGAAGUUUGUCAUAAUCUCCAACAAACUAUGGAUGUCACAGAGAAGGAAACUUACAGUGUGAGCAAUGUUCUUAAGGAAAACGAGUCAUCAAACAUUGGAGGUGACCGUAUGGAUACGGGGAUUUUAUCAAGCAAGUCAGAGGCAUCUAUGUUUCCUGCAGAGGAAAAUAUCAUUUCUGUUGUUAGUGAAGGAAAUAAUGAAAGCAGGGUAGGAGAUUUUUCCGGUUUCAGUUUGGUGACUUCUUCAACAAACUCUUCCAUUGUGAGUUUGUCAACUCAAAUACGUGUAAACAAUGAAUCUGAUAAGCAAAGUGACCUAGACAAAUUUGGCCAAGAUGUUUCUGUCAAUGAUGAAGGGAAUACAAAUGUUCGUUCUGAUUCUAGCCAAAUGCAUUCUGAUGUUGCCAAAUCCCAUCUUUGUGAUAAAGGAGUUGUUUCAUCACCUCUUAGUUUAAGUAGCUUGGAAUCUGAGUUGACAACUUCCACUGUAUCAAUCGACGCCAAACCUGUCAAUAUUUCAGCUUCACAAGUUAUUUCAGAAAAUAUUAGUUUGACAUCCUGUGAGAUAAUGAAUAAUCCACCUCCUAGUGAAUCUGUUUCAAUUCAUGGACCCACUGGCGACAACGAUCCUCAAAGGGUAACUACUGUUGAAUCAUCUUCUGCCGAGGUAAAAGAAGAAAAUGCAAUGAAAAUAACAGAGGAAACUGGAAUAUCAGCUCUUGUUGGGUCUUCUGAACAGGAAACUGCUCCUUAUCCUCCUGUCAAGGAAAUAGAAAAACUUCAUCCUUCUGGUACUUCUGGACAUCUGAUCAGUCACAGUAUGCUUGAUGUUGGAACUCAUGGUGCUGCAAUACUUGGUGAACCGCAAAGAACAAUAGAUGAGAAGGUUACCCAGGAAUGCACAAAAGAAGUUAGCGUGCCUCCAGUACUAUGUGAAUCUUUAGAGACACAGAGUGCUGGGGUCACCAUUUCUGUUAUUAAUAACAACAAGGAGAUUUUACAGGAGACUUACGACAAGUCAUCUCCGAAAGAGUUAGGUGACAUUUUACUUGGGAACAAAGAUUCCAUAUCUUCUCCUUUGCCCGACUCUCGUGUUGAGUUACCUGAGACUGGAAGCUUUCCUGCCAGUGGUAUUUGCAGUCCCUCUAAUACAUUCAGAAGCCCUUCUCAAACCGAAAAGGAGGAAAAUCAAGGUAAGGCUUCUGCUAGUACAUUCAGAAGCCCUUCUCAAACCGAUAAGGAGGAAAAUCAAGGUAAGGCUUCGGCUAAUCAGAAUCCCGCGGAAUCUGUUUUAAAAAAUAGUGGCAUACAUAAUACAUUGUCGACUGCCCAAGUUCUAAAGAGGGAUACUGUAUCUAAAGAUGAGAGAAGCCCAUCUCCUGAGAUAAAUGUUGUGGUUGAUUUAUCCAAAAUAAACACAGCAGAUUUGGAUACAGAUGUUAGCAAGAGACAAUCAGCCCUUGUCAUCACAACCAACAAUCCAUCAAUAGCUUUGGCAGAAUCUCCUUCAACUUCUGGGCCAGGAUCUUCAAAAACCAAAACUGUAGCAAAUGUUUCCCAUGGAAGUCCACAGAUAUCGGAUGGAGAAGUGGCUUUUAGUGCUUCUAAAGCUACGCCUAAGCGCAAAGCUAGACAAUCAUCUAAUAAGGCAGCUGGAAAGGAAUCUGCUAGAAGAGGAGGUCGUGUGAAAAAUGCAAGCCCUGCUAUACAGUCUGAAAAAGGUGAUAUAUCAUCCAAAGUUUCCCAUAGCCCAUCUCCUGGUUUCAAACUGAUGCAUUCAACUGAGGUUCAACAGUAUGGGCACGCAGAUUCCAAUAGUGCAAAGACAUUUUCUCUUGUAAAUACUUCAACAUCAUCUAGCCUUCCAGAUUUGAACACUUCUGCUUCUUCACCUGUCUUGUUUCAUCAGCCUUUCACAGAUCUGCAACAAGUACAAUUGCGUGCACAGAUCUUUGUCUAUGGAGCAUUGAUUCAAGGAACGAUACCGGAGGAGGCACAUAUGAUAUCAGCUUAUGGGGUGACAGACGGUGGAAGGAACAUUUGGGAGAAUGUUUGGCGUGCCUGCAUGGAAAGGCAGCAUAGUCAAAAAUCUCAUCACGUUACCCCAGAAACUCCUCUACAUUCACGAUCUGUUGCUAGAACACCUGAUAUGUCAGUUAAGCAAAGUGAACUUCAAGGGAAAGUUACCUCUUCGCCUCUUGGUAGAGCUAGCAGCAAGGCUACUGCGACUAUUGCUAACCCCCUAAUGCCUCUGUCAUCUCCUCUUUGGAGUCUACCAACUCUCUCUUGUGAUUCACUGCAAUCUAGUGCUCUUGCAAGAGGUUCUGUUGUGGAUUAUUCCCAGGCACUUACUCCGUUGCAUCCUUAUCAAUCUCCACCUCCGAGAAAUUUUCUUGGGCAUAGCACUUCUUGGAUAUCCCAAGCCCCACUUCGUGGACCAUGGAUUGGUUCUCCAACUCCUGCGCCUGACAACAGCACUAAUAUUUCUGCAUCUCCCACCUCAGAUACAGUUAAGUUAGGUUCAGUCAAGGGAUCUUCUUUGCCUCCUUCCUCAAGCAUAACAAAUGUUACUCCUGGUCCUCCUGCCUCUAGUGCACGCUUACAAAGUAUUUUUGUUGGGACUGCUUCUCAGCUUGAUGCAAACAAUGUGACAGUACCACCUUCUCAGCAUUCUUCAGACCCGAAGCCCAAAAAAAGGAAAAAGGCUGUGCCAUCUGAGGAUCUUGGUCAGAAGUAUUUGCAGUCUCUGACUCCAGUGGUAGGUAGCCGUGCAUCUACCUCUGUUGCUGUUGCGACCCCUGUUGGCAAUGCGCCCAUAUCCAGUGUUGAAAAAUCAGUUGUGUCUGUAUCUCCUCUAGCUGAUCAACCGAAAAAUGAUCCUAGUGUUGAGAAGAGGAUUCUGUCGGAUGAAUUUCUUUUGAAAGUUAAGGAGGCUAGGGUACAUGCAGAGGAAGCUUCUGCUGACUCUGCUGCUGCAGUGAAUCAUAGCCUUGAGUUGUGGAAUCAGUUGGAUAAGCAUAAAAGUUCUGGAUUUAUGUCAGAUAUUGAGGCCAAAUUAGCUUCUGCAGCAGUAGCAGUUGCAGCUGCUGCCGCUGUUGCAAAGGCAGCAGCUGCCGCUGCUAACGUUGCAUCAAAUGCUGCAUUUCAAGCAAAAUUGAUGGCUGAUGAAGCUUUGAUUUCAUCUGGCUGUGAAAAUUCCAGCCAAAGUAACAAAGUUUUCCUUUCCGAGAGUACUAGUAACUUGGGACAAGCUACGCCUGCUUCCAUUCUGAAGGGUGAUAAUGGCCCCAAUAGCCCUGGUUCUUUCAUUGGUGCUGCUAAGGAAGCUAUUAGGAGGAGAGUGGAAGCAGCUUCAGCUGCCACCAAAAAAGCUGAAAAUAUGGAUGCCAUUUUAAAGGCUGCUGAGCUUGCAGCAGAGGCUGUAUCUCAAGCAGGAAAAAUUGUAACAAUGGGCGAUCCUUUGCCAUUAAUUGAACUGAUUGAAGCUGGCCCAGAAGGAUGUUGGAAAGCAUCCCGAGAGUCUUCUCGGGAAGUUGGACUAUUGAAAGAAAUGACCAAAGAUCUGGUGAACAUUGACAUUGUCAGAGAUGUUACCGAAACUUCUCAUGAACAAAACAGAGACAUUUCAUCUAGUGGAAUUUCAUCAUCUAUCAUGAUCAAUGAAAAUAAUUCAAGAGGACAAAAGGCACGCAAUGUUUCUGAUUUAGUGAAGCCUGUUGACAUGGUUCCUGGAUCUGAGCCUGAAAUACAGGCUCCUUCUCUCACUGUUAGAAAUGAAUCUGAAAAUCUUGAGGAAACUAGUUUCAAGGAGGGCUCACUUGUAGAGGUCUUCAAAGAUGAGGAAGGUUAUAAAGCUGCUUGGUUCAUAGCCAAUAUUUUAAGCUUGAAAAAUGGUAAAGCUUAUAUAUGCUACACUUCGCUUGCAGCUGUUGAAGGGCCUUUAAAGGAAUGGGUGUCACUUGAAUGUGAAGGAGACAAACCACCCAGAAUACGCACUGCUCGCCCUCUGACUACUUUGCAACCUGAAGGAACAAGAAAGAGGCGCAGAGCAGCUAUGGGAGAUUAUGCUUGGUCCGUUGGGGAUAGGGUUGACGCAUGGAUACAAGAAAGCUGGCGGGAAGGAGUAAUCACAGAGAAGAAUAAGAAGGAUGAAACAACUUUAACUGUCCACAUUCCUGCCAGUGGAGAAACAUUGGUUCUUAGAGCUUGGCAUCUCCGCCCGUCCCUUAUUUGGAAGGAUGGCCAAUGGGUUGAAUUUUCUAAGGGGGCAGCAAAUUCUAUGCAAAAGGGAGAUACACCACAUGAAAAGCGACCUAAGCUGGGUAGUAGUGAUGCAGUAGAUGUGAAAGGGAAAGAAAAGAUGUCAAAAAAGGUUGAUGUUGCAGAGUCUACAAACCCUGAUGAUUUAGAGUUGCUUAAUUUGACUGAAAAUGAGAAAGUCUUUGACAUUGGUAAGAACACGAGGUCUGCCCUUCAAAAAGAAGAAUCAAAAGUCAUUUUUGGAGUUCCUAAACCUGGCAAGAAAAGGAAGUUUAUGGAAGUGAGCAAGCACUACGUUGCACAUGGGAGCAGCAGAAAUGAUUCAGCUAAAGAUGCUAAUUCUUCAAUACCUCAAGGUUCAGAACUCCGAGGAUGGAGAAAUAGUUCAAAAAAUGAUACUAAAGAGAAAUUUGGAGCUGACUCCAAACCCAAGACUAAAUUUGGAAAACCGCAGGGUGCUUUGGGUAGAGUGAUUCCACCAAGAAAUCCAUCUGUAUCCAAUACAAAAAUGGCCAAGGAUUCUUCUAAUCAUUUAAAAAAUGCUUCAGAGAGUGAAGGUCAGGUUGAGAGAGCACCCUCCACGACUGAUGGAGCCACACAAGUACCAAUCGUAUUUUCAUCUCUGCCAACUUCAACGGAUACUCUUCGUACUAAGAGGACACUCACAUCGAGAGCGAGUAAGGGAAAACUUGCACUUGCUGGUGAUAAACUGCGAAAAGGUGGUGGGGAAAAAGCUUCAAUUGACAAACCCACAAAAUCAACAUCUGAAUCUGAUGUCCAUGAGCCACGGAGAUCUAAUCGCAGGAUCCAGCCAACCUCCAGACUAUUAGAAGGAUUGCAGAGUUCCUUGAUAGCUUCAAAGAUUCCUUCAAUUUCACAUAACCGUAAUAUUCCUAAGGGUAAUAAUCACCAGGGUUGA